AUGAAAAUUCAGUUAUUUUCCCUACUCGCAAAUAAAAAUACAGAGGCGUACCAUUCAUCCGAUUUUGAGGCUGGAGGCUACAAAUGGAACUUGGUUGUUUACCCGAAUGGAAACAAAGACAAAGGUAUUACGGACCAUAUUUCUGUGUACUUGGUGAUGACACAGGUAGAGUCUCUCAAUCCUGGCUGGGAGAUUCAUGCAACUUUUCGAUUGUUUUUGCUUGAUCAAAAUAAAGACAAUUAUUUUACACUCGAAGAUGUUGCGGGGAAACGGUUUCACAAAAUGAAGCUCGAGUAUGGGUUCGAUAAAUUUGUACCUCUCACCCUCUUCAAUGAUCCCGCAAAGGGAUAUCUGGUGAAUGACACUUGCGUGUUUGGAGCUGACGUUUAUGUUACUCAAGAAAAACUCACCGGAAAAGGGGAGAUUUUAUCAUUGGUCAAAGAUCCCAUUAGCUACAAACACACUUGGAAAAUCGACAAUUUCUCCACUUUAACUGAUGAAUAUCUAGACUCCAAACCGUUCAAUGCUGCGGAUCAAACAUGGAAGAUACAGGUAUAUCCGAAAGGGAAAGGCGGGGGAAAGGACAUCUAUAUAUCGUUAUAUCUGGCAUUGGCUGAACCCCAAAAACUUUCUCCUGCAACUAAGAUGUACACAAAAUUCACCUUACGUAUAUUAGACCAAAUUAAUGGAAGGCAUGACGCUGGUACAGCUACUCACUGGUACAGUGCAUCAAAUAGUUCAUGUGGCUGGCCAAGAUUUACGUCGAUAAGUUUUUUUAAGAUGCAAUCGGCUGGUUUGCUGGUGAAGAACAGCUGCAUUGUGGAAGCUGAGGUUACUGUCAAUGGCAUGACUAAUGAACUUUGA
Molecule: messenger RNA, 864 nt
Organism: Fraxinus pennsylvanica
Lineage: Eukaryota; Viridiplantae; Streptophyta; Magnoliopsida; Lamiales; Oleaceae
Source: the annotation of a GenBank genome assembly